Messenger RNA from Antrostomus carolinensis (chuck-will's-widow), 1071 nucleotides. RefSeq names its product monocarboxylate transporter 10. Bases 1 to 609 code for a protein of 202 amino acids. Gene Ontology annotation, cellular component: basolateral plasma membrane. NCBI's taxonomy places the organism in Eukaryota, Metazoa, Chordata, Aves, Caprimulgiformes, Caprimulgidae. Gene Ontology annotation, molecular function: transmembrane transporter activity. Gene Ontology annotation, biological process: transmembrane transport. The record is from RefSeq and is a predicted model, not a curated record. The transcript has 3 exons.
AUGAAGCAUGUAAAAGACAGAUUUGGUGACAACAUGCCAGAAGAAGUACUUCUGCUGUGUCUGGGCAUUACAUCAGGAGUUGGCAGAUUGAUCUUUGGCAGAGUUGCUGAUUAUAUUCCUGGUGCAAAAAAAGUUUAUCUCCAGGUGGCCUCAUUCUUCUUUAUUGGCUUGAUGUCUAUGAUGAUUCCACUGUGCCAUGUCUUUGGAGGUCUCAUUGCUGUCUGUCUUUUCAUGGGCCUAUUUGAUGGGUGCUUCAUUUGCAUUAUGGCUCCCAUUGCCUUUGAGCUUGUUGGGGCCCAGGAUGUCUCCCAGGCCAUAGGAUUUCUCCUAGGACUCAUGUCAAUACCUAUGACAGUUGGUCCACCCGUUGCAGGUUUGCUGCGUGACCACCUCGGCACCUACGAUGUGGCAUUCUACCUGGCCGGAGUCCCUCCCCUUAUUGGCGGAGCUAUAUUGUGUUUCAUCCCCUGGGUCCAUGAACGGCAGAAGUUAAAAGAAAGAGCAAAACCUGUUGAUGGAGAAACUACUGAGAAAAUGCUGGAAAAUGAAAGCACUUUGGUGUCAGACAUGACAGAAAAGCCAGUCAAAGAAAUGGAAUCUGGGUUUUGAUGCUUUAUUUUCAUGUACCAGCCUGACCUUCUUCUGUCGAAGCCAGAUUUGUACUUCUUGGCUGAAGCUCCUACACGAUACCGAAGAAGUCUUGAACUAUUGCUCAAACUGCAAAACUGCUAUGAGAAUCUUUUAUACCAUUGAACUUUUUUUUGCUGAGUGGUUGAGUUUGAUUUCAAGCCACAUUUUCAAGAUAUUUGAAGUUUUGUAGCAUUAGUGUGUAUGUGCAUAGUGAUUCUGUGUGUGAAGAGAAUAUUUUUCUAAUUCAUCAGAACCUAUUUCUGGGAGUGCAAAAGCUGGUUUUGGUUCACUGACCCAGGAUUCUUCAAUAACUUUUAUGGUCCAUCCAAUGCAGGGACACUUGUGGGUGCUUACACUGGGAAAUGUAGUAGCUCUUAUGACUGAUUCAUUUUUUGAAGUUUCUCAUGCUUUUUUACAUCCUUUUACAAUUCUGUAUCAUGA